Messenger RNA from Vicia faba (fava bean), 1398 nucleotides. Lineage: Eukaryota; Viridiplantae; Streptophyta; Magnoliopsida; Fabales; Fabaceae. The record is from the annotation of a GenBank genome assembly.
AUGCCAGAUUUGGGGAACCGUCCUCUCCCGCUCGUGCCCUGCUCCCCCGUCAAGGCCGUCGACGAUUCAGCUGCGCUCGAAGCACUACCCAGUGAUUUUGGUUCCGAUAAUGGCGUUCAUGCUCGGGUUUUGAAGAGGACUCGCGGUUCUCUCCGGAAGACUGGCAAUGCUAAGAGUUUGUGGGAUCGCCUUACGGAUCCUCAAUCUCUCCCGUUUCUCGUCGCUGCUCCAAAGAUGGUUGAAUGCUGUUUCUGCCACCAUUCUGUGUGUCCCGGGGAGGAGCUGAUAUGUUCUGUUCAUGGAUGUGGCUCAUGCUAUCAUAAGGAAUGUGCAAAACAAGUCAGUGGGGUUUCAAAUCUGAAAAAGAACAAGUUCAAGUGUCCACAACAUGUGUGCUUCAUUUGCAAGCAAAAGAUGCAUUUGCGGUGUGUGCGUUGCACGACGGCUUUCCAUAGUAAAUGUGCACCAUGGCCUGAAGCUGUGAUCCCUCUGAAAGAUCAUCCUGGACAAGCUGUUUGUUGGAGACAUCCUUCUGAUUGGCGCCUGGAUAGAAAGGAGCAGCCUGAUACUCCAACAAGUGACAUUUCGGAAGUAUUUUGUCGUUUGCCUCUUCCUUUUGUUAAUGAGGAAUUCAAAAUCGACUUCACUUGGAAAGACAUGGACAAUAAGAUGGAGCCACCGCCAUAUAUACACAUAAGACGCAAUAUAUACCUAGUGAAGAAAAAGCGUAGUGAUAUAGAUGAUGGUGCUGGGUGCACCAACUGCAUUUCUUCGUGCUCUGAUGAUUGUGUAUGCAGGGUUCAAUGCAUAAGCUGCUCAAAGGCUUGUCGGUGCUCUGAAAAUUGUAAUAAUCGGCCAUUUCGCAAGGAGAAAAAAAUCAGGAUUGUCAAGACUGAGUUUUGUGGAUGGGGAGUUGAGGCUGCUGAAACAAUUGAGAAAGGAGGGUUCAUAGUUGAGUAUAUUGGAGAAGUCAUUGAUGAUGCUUCAUGUGAACAAAGGCUUUGGGACAUGAAAUAUAAGGGUGUGCAGAAUUUUUACAUGUGUGAGAUUCGUAAAGACUUCACAAUAGAUGCAACUUUCAAAGGAAAUUCAUCACGUUUUUUAAACCAUAGCUGUGAUCCCAAUUGUGUUUUGGAGAAGUGGCAAGUAGAUGGUGAAACUCGCGUUGGUGUAUUUGCUGCUCGUUCGAUAGAAGUUGGAGAGCCAUUAACAUAUGAUUAUAGAUUUGUGCAAUUUGGUCCAGAGGUGAAGUGCCACUGCGGUGCCCAGAAAUGUCAAGGAUUUCUAGGCUCAAAAAAGAAAAUUAGCAAAGUAAACCUGUGUUGGGGGGCAAAACGUAAGCGAACUUUAUGCACAUCGGCAGUAAAAGUUGCUGAUUUGCCAAAACAUUAUAUGUAG